Oncorhynchus keta (chum salmon) is the source of this 846-nucleotide messenger RNA. RefSeq names its product casein kinase II subunit alpha'-like. Gene Ontology annotation, molecular function: protein serine/threonine kinase activity. NCBI's taxonomy places the organism in Eukaryota, Metazoa, Chordata, Actinopteri, Salmoniformes, Salmonidae. The transcript is spliced from 5 exons. The annotation marks the transcript as partial. Gene Ontology annotation, cellular component: protein kinase CK2 complex; nucleus; cytosol. The record is from RefSeq and is a predicted model, not a curated record. Gene Ontology annotation, biological process: regulation of chromosome separation; protein phosphorylation.
GUACACACACAGGACAACUACGAUCAGCUGGUCCGCAUCGCUAAGGUUCUUGGGACAGAUGAGCUGUUCGGCUACCUACACAAGUACCACAUUGAGCUGGACACGCGUUUCAAAGACCUCCUGGGACAGCAGACAAGGAAGCGCUGGGAGCAGUUUGUUCAGACAGAGAACCAGCACCUGGUGACCCCUGAGGCCCUGGACCUGCUGGACAAGCUGCUACGUUACGACCACCAGCAGAGACUGACCGCUGCUGAGGCCAUGCAGCAUCCAUACUUCUAUCCAGUGCUGAAUGAACAGACCAUCUCCAACACAGACACCAAGGCAAUAAGUGGAUCCAAUGCAACAUGAUGGACAGAGAGGAGGACAACCUUUGUUACCUCAACUUGUGACCCUUUCGUGGCAGAAACGAUCUGCCUCCCAAGUCUACAGCCAUACUGGAGCAAGAAGUCAACUUGCAACACACACAACACUCUUGGAUUAAACCUAAAUCUUUCACAACGUGGGUUCUAGCGUUGCUUGGCCCCAGUCACACACAACGUAUCGGAUCCAAGCUAUGAGGUGUGAUAUUGCCUCCUAGAACUGCCCCCAAGAAAUCCCUGCCCGCUCCUCACCCCACCCAGCUCAACUCCCCUGUUUUCAAAUAAGCUGAUGUCAGAUGUGAUACAGAGACUGACUCCAGGUCAGUUUGGCACUGGUGUUGUGCUGUGAGAUGUGUGUUGGUCAGUAUGGAGCUGCACUGGCCUGGGGUCAGAGCUAUAAUAGCACUGAGUGGCAUGGAGGCUCUUUUCUGCUAUGGAUAGAACAAAUACUAUAUUAAAGAGAAUAAACCAUUUUUAUUUAAAUGUU